UUUCAUUUCCUCCCCGCAAAUAAAUUCCCUCUUUCUUCUAACAUUUCCUAAAGUAGACUAAAAAAUCUAUAUAUAUCGGAAUUUCUCUUGAUUACCCCCAAAAAAUCUGUUUCUCCUCCUUCACGAUCCACGCUAGCCCCUCCGUCACCACUGUCCAUCAUCAUCAUCGUCAUCAUCACAACCAAACCUCUCAAUCCAGGAACAAAAAAGAUGGGGGCUUUCAUAUCGAAGUUUUGGUUCAUGUUAUUUCCCGCAAAAGAAUAUAAGAUUGUGGUGGUGGGGUUGGAUAAUGCUGGCAAAACGACGACGCUUUACAAGCUUCACCUUGGCGAUGUUGUUACUACCCAUCCUACUGUUGGUAGCAAUGUUGAAGAGCUUGUUUAUAAAAACAUCCGCUUCGAGGUCUGGGAUCUUGGAGGGCAAGAAAGAUUAAGAAACUCAUGGGCAACAUACUACCGUGGAACUCAUGCUGUUAUUGCGGUGAUAGACAGCACUGACAGGGCCAGGAUCACCAUUAUGAAGGAUGAGCUCUUCAGGUUACUUGGACAUGAGGACCUACAACAUUCUGUUAUACUUGUCUUUGCAAAUAAACAAGACCUAAGGGAUGCAAUGACCCCGGCUGAGAUCACUGAUGCCCUUUCGCUUCAUAGCAUAAAAAAUCAUGAUUGGCACAUCCAAUCCUGUUGUGCACUUACUGGAGACGGCUUGUACGAUGGUCUAGGGUGGAUCGCCCAGCAUGUUACCGGGAAAGCACCGAGUUGAAGAUGGGAUGAUCAAUCAAAGAGUUCAUUUUUCAUACAUUAUGGAUUCAGAUGACUGAAACAGUGUCAACUUUGGUGUACCAUCUGAUGUAUGAGCUGUUCUUGUUAAAAUUUGUAGAUUGUUUUCGCAUUUCAAUUUGCCUUAAGAAACUGACAUUUUCUGCACAAUCACUAUAAAUAGGAUUAAAAAAAAUUGCUGUGAAAUUUUCAUUUUGUGCACAAUGAAAUAUUUCAUAAACAUCUGAGAUGACUCUGUUGCUCAAACAUUUGUAACUCUGGAAGUUGAAGUCUCUCCAAAAAAAAUUGUCACAGUAUCCAACAUUUGAAACCUUGAGGAACCAUCGAUCCCAAAAGGGAUUUAGUGGGCCAUUUGUUCUGUCAACAAUGAUGAAGAUAAUUUUCGGGAAGAAUUACUGCAAAAAUGAAAUGAAAGAAGGGAUGUUGAAGAGAUGUAUGUUUUACAUAAGUAGUGGAUCAGGUCUACUUUCCACAUUACUCGGU
Messenger RNA from Durio zibethinus, 1262 nucleotides. RefSeq lists its product as uncharacterized. Gene Ontology annotation, molecular function: GTP binding; GTPase activity. Lineage: Eukaryota; Viridiplantae; Streptophyta; Magnoliopsida; Malvales; Malvaceae. The record is from RefSeq and is a predicted model, not a curated record.